This is a messenger RNA of Closterium sp. NIES-67, 5080 nucleotides long. The record is from the annotation of a GenBank genome assembly. NCBI's taxonomy places the organism in Eukaryota, Viridiplantae, Streptophyta, Zygnematophyceae, Desmidiales, Closteriaceae.
CUACCCCACCUUCCAACUGUGCUUCAAUGCCUUUUCGAUCAUGCCUCUGAUCUUGUAAGCUUCAAUCAUAGUGACUCUGAGGACUGUCAACUUCUCCUAGGGCAGAUUACCCCCCAGUGCGCCAAACGCCAUAGCUCACUCGUUAAGCUACGGAAUUGAGUGAUUCAACUUUCAGUGGAAAGCUGACGCUGUCAGCUACAACAUAUCCGAUUUUCAGAUCGUUUCACCGAUUGGAGUUUUGGAUAUAGCUAUUCGACGGUCGCGAGUUUUCUGGGCGUCAUAACGAAGUGCUGCAGAAAUUUCCAAGGAGCCAUUGAAUCAUCUGCUUAUAGCCUUCUCUAACCAACAAGUGGUAUCAGAGCCUAUUAUCACGCAUUUGGGACCUAAAAUACGAUGGGAGAUAAAGAGGACUCUGGUGGAGGUGAUACUUCAGUCCAAGGAGGCAGCUCAACCCAAGAUUCUAGCAUUGCAGCGCAAAGGGGAGCGCGUACACGCCAGGGGUCACUGCUUAAGGAGGUGCUGAAGAACUUCACCAUUGAGAAGUUCUCUGGAGAUGGCUAUGAUGAUUGGGCAUGGAAGAUGCAGCUCUACUUUCGACAAAUUGGCCUCUUGAAGCUCAUGAUUGGAACGGAGCCAAGGCCAAAGGAAAUGGCAGAGCAAGCGGACUGGGAUGAACGUUCAUCUGCUGGGUAUUAUCUACUGUCACAAAGCUUGGAGCUGAACCAGAGGCAUCACAUCAUGCAUCUGCUACCGGAAAUUGAUUGUGGGCCCAAGGCAUGGGCAGUGCUCAAGGACCUGCACGCUCCGACAUCGGUUGCCGCUUCUCUCAUGCUGGAUCGGGAGCUGUCCAUGCUGCGGUUGAGCGAGAAUGAACCUGUGCAGCCUGUACUGGACAAGAUGAGGGAACUCUACGCGAAAUUGGCGAUUGCAGGCAUCACGUACCCAGAGCAGACAAAGUGUCUCAAGAUGCUCAGCCUGCUGCCGGAGUCUUGGCUGCAAUUUAUAAGCGGACUCAGCUUGCCACAAAACCAAAGUCAAUGGACAUUGGAGUGGAUUCGCACCAAGAUUCUGGAAGAAGAUUUUCGUCGCUAUACACUGCGCGGAGGUGAUGACAGCACCAGCGGCUAUGCCAUGCAAGGGACAUGGAGGGAUCGAGGGCGUGGCAAUCGCGGUCGCUCUUACCACAGUCAAGGUGGUCGCGGGACUUGGAACCAGCGGGGGCGUGGUGGCGCUGGUGCAAGAGGAAGAGGUGGUCACUCCAACAAUGACAACAGUGAACCACGCUUGAGGGGAGAGUGCUGGUAUUGCAAGGAAGAAGGGCAUCCAUGGUUUCGCUGCCCUACCAAGCCCGACUGGUGGACCCCUUGGAAACAAUCGCAGAAGGGGAAUGGAGGAAAGCAACCACAUGGAGGUGCCAACAUGGUAGCUGAUCCUGCUGAAGAAACCUCCAAGGAUGACAGAGGAAUGGGAAAUGAGGAGAGGAAUGCUGGACAGUUCUACCAUGUGUGUGACAAAGAUGACAGUGGCACAGCUGUUGCAAGGGCUGGAGAGGAAUUGCACCCGCUUGACAUGUGGGUCAUGGACUCUGGUGCUGCAUGGACAAUGACACCACGCAAGGACUUGCUGGAUGCUGUGCGAGCGCCUCCAAUCUCUGAAGUGCGCUCAGCAUCCGGACAUGCAGUGAAGGUCGCUGGAGUUGGUCGAGCUGCAUUCAGAGCACCUGAUGGUGGACUGGUUGUGCUGAAGGACGUGUUACUCGUACCGGGGCUGAAGGCCAAUCUGAUAUCGCUGCGCAAGCUAGGCCAGGCCGGAGUCAGCACCACCACCAAUGGAUCCAAAACAUUCAAGGGGCUGCGAGGAGAUCGUGUGUUAUGGGAUUUACACGAAAGCAGAGAUGUCUUCAGAUCCAUGUGGCAGAUCCCUGCACUCAUAUGGGAAUCAACAAAGAAGGAGUUGGGAGAAGUAAAGGCGGGAUCUGGAGUCCAGGGGGAGUGUAAUGCAGUUAGUGCUGCAGGAGUGACGGUUUCUGCAAGGUCGGGGGAGACUGAUUGGGAAACCGCACACAAGCGUCUAGGGCAUGUGGCUAUGCCAUUGCUGCAGCAACUGCAUAAGGAAGAAGCAGUAAAGGGGCUCAAGCUUUCUGGGCAACCAAAUGAUACCAAGUGCGAGACGUGUCUGCUGAGCAAGUUCACACGGUUCCCCUUUCAUGGCGUAGCUGGGAAAAGCAAGGCAGCACUGGAACUGGUGCACAUGGACCUGGUAGGACCUUUUCCAGUCCGAGGAAGUAAGGGGGAAAGGUACUUCCUGACAAUAGUUGAUGACUGGAGUCGGCUGAUGUGGGCAUACCCGUUGAAGCAGAAGGAUCAUGCUGCCUCAACAAUACGAGAUGAUUGGCUGCCGUUCGUCGAGCGACAAUCUGGGCACCCAUGCAAGAGCAUCAGAACCGACCGAGGUGGAGGGUUUCUAGGAGGAGAUCUGACUGCGUGGCUCAAGAAACAAGGCAUUGAGCAUCAGCUAACAACGUCCUAUACCCCUCAGUCAAAUGGCGUUGCUGAGAGGGCUAAUAGGACCAUCCUGGAAACUGCGCGAGUGCUGCUGAUCGAAUCAGGGCUGGGGAACUCCAUGUGGCCUCAUGCGGUGAGGCAUGCUACAGUGGCAAGGAACCGCGUACUCACAAAGGUGGCUGAUGAUAUGUGGGUGCCGCUGGAGAGGUGGCUUGGAAAGAAGCCUCCAGUGGACAUGCUUAGAGUGUUCGGAUGCAUGGCAGUGGCGCAUGUCCCUAAACCGUACAGGACAAAGCUUGGAGCAUCUGCACUGUGGUGUGUGCACCUUGGGCUUGCGGCAGAGAGCAAGGGGUGGCUACUCUGGGAGCCCUCAAAGAAUGUGCUGUUUGACAGUCGGGAUGUCAAAUUUGUGGAGAACAUCAUGUAUGGCAAGUGGGAGAAGCAGCCGGAGGCAAGGGUCACCCAGCAGCUGGAAGAGAUCACUAUGCACUUCGAUGUGUCCGAACCUGAGGACAGCGAAGUCACUGCGCCAACGGCAAGCGGUACUGAUGAAGGAAGCAAUGAGGAUAUUGCAGCUGAUGCUGAAGUCAAGGAUCCGGAGCAGCAGCAGCAAGAGGCUUCCAAAACACCAAGUCUGCCAAAGCGAAGGAAACAGAUUGGUGGGGGGACAAAGGAUUGGGUGAAGGUGAAAGAAUGGGUAAAUCCAACCAUCUACCCUGCACGUACCAGAAUGGCAACGAGAAAGCUGCUGAGCUCCACAAAUGGAGGAGCCACAACAGAGCAGCAGGAACAGGCUCAAGGCGAAGAUGCAGUGCUGUUCUUGGGUGAUGACCAAGAGUCAGAUGACGAGGAGCCUGCAUACUGCUUUUACGCACCAAUACAACCUCCGAGCAUGGAUCAUGCGCUAGCCGGGCCUCAACGGGGGAAGUGGCUCGUUUCAAGAGAUGCAGAGUACAACAGCCAGAUGGAGAAUCACACAUGGGACCUGGUGUACUUGCCAAAUGGGAAGAAGGCAAUACAGUGCAAGUGGCUGGCAAAAAUCAAGACGGAUGAGAAAGGAGAGCCAUCAGUUUACAAGAGCAGGCUGGUGGCAAAGGGGUUUCAGCAGAAAGAGAAGGAAGAUUACAAAGAAGUGUUUGCCCCAACUGCUAAGUCUCCAACGCUACGUGUGCUGCUGGCGGUAGCUGCUGUGCGCAAAUGGAAGGUGAAGCAGAUGGACAUCGUAACCGUUUUUCUGUACGGCAUUGUGGAAGAGGAGGUGUACAUGGUUCAACCACCUGGCUAUGAGGAUGGAACCGGUCUCAUGCUGAACUGGAGGAGUUACAGAAGCAGCUUGAAGACCUCAUGGAAAGGGCUUCAUUCAACCGAGUACUUCGCCCUUUGCUGCACCCGUCCUUUUCACCAAGAAGAAAGAUGGAACAAUGCGUCUCGUCGUCAACUUCCCUGCCCUCGAUGCCAUCACGGUGAAGAGCAAGUAUCCGAUUCCAUGUGUGGACGAGCUGUUCGAGAUGGUGGGUCGCACGUCCGUUUUCAGCAAACUCGAUCUCCGCUCCGGCUACCAUCAAAUUCACGUCGCUGCCGAAGACACUCACAAGAUGGCGUUCCGUACUCAUUACGGUCACUUCGAGUACCGUGUCCUACCCUUCGGCCUCACAAACGCCCCGACAACAUUUAUGGGCCUCAUGAACGACAUCUUCCGCCCUCACAUCGAUCGUUUCGUUUUGGUGUUUCUCGACAACAUCCUCGUUUUCAGCAAAUCCAUGGAGGAACACAUCGACCAUCUCCCCAUCGUCCGCAACACCCUUCGUUAUUCGCCAAGCUUUCCAAGUGCACCUUCGCGCAACCGUCCGUCCACUUCUUGGGUCACAUCAUCUCCGGCAAAGGCAUCUCCACCAAUCCAUCAAAGAUUCAAGCUGUUGCGGAUUGGACCCGCCCCACCAAAGCCAAGGAACUCAUGAGCUUCCUCGGUUUGGCCAAAUACUACCGCCGCUUCGUCCACUGCUUCGCCACCAUCUGCGCCCCGCUCACCAACCUCCUCCGAAAGGAUUCCCUGUACACCUGGAGCACGGCCCAAGACCACGCAUUCAACACCAUCAAACAAACACUCACAACUGCCCCGACACUCGCCAUCGCCAACCCCCACCUUCCAUAUACCAUUUGGACCAAUGCUUCCGACAUUGCCAUUGGUGCAAUUCUCUUCCAAGAUCAUGGAAAUGGACUGCAAUCUCUUGCCUACGAAUUUCGGAAACUCCAAGAUGCCGAGCAAAACUACGCUACCCAUGAGCGAGAAAUGCUUGCCAUCAUCCACGCCAUCAAGAUUUGGCACUGUUACGUGGAGAUGCAAGACGUUACGGUGUACACAGAUCAUUGCACCCGGCAGCACCUUCUAACGCAGCCGAACCUCUCUCGUCGUCAAGUCCGGUGGCUGGAGUUUCUUGAACAAUACGUGCCUACUCUGAAGAUCAAAUACCGCCCUGGCUGGACGAACCCGGCUGAUCCGCUCUCUUGCAUUCCAGAAACUCCUACUACCAUGAUGUGCUUGGAUUGUGCAUGACAUCGAGCACAUUCCAACGAGC